This is a messenger RNA of Suricata suricatta (meerkat), 1508 nucleotides long. It is a transcript of the gene NCR3LG1, whose product is annotated as natural killer cell cytotoxicity receptor 3 ligand 1. The transcript is spliced from 6 exons. Lineage: Eukaryota; Metazoa; Chordata; Mammalia; Carnivora; Herpestidae. The coding region runs from base 104 to 1243 and encodes 379 amino acids. Gene Ontology annotation, biological process: heterophilic cell-cell adhesion; homophilic cell-cell adhesion. The record is from RefSeq and is a predicted model, not a curated record. Gene Ontology annotation, cellular component: adherens junction.
GAGUCACGUAGGGAAACUUUCUGGACACAGCCCCGGGGGCGGACCCAGACUCCAGCCGGUCCAUUUAUAAAUCAGCGCAGCCACAUCACGCGUAACAGUGGAUAUGGCUCACGGGUCAGCAGGCCGUGGGUCGCGAGGCUGCGAGCGGCCGCUCCAGCUCCUUCUUCUCCUUCUGGUCCUGCGGCACUCGCGGCCCAGCGCAGGUUUCCUACAUGUGAAGAUGGCAGGGACAACUCAGACUGUUCUCCUGAAUAACAACGCCACUAUUUUCUGCCAAAUCUAUGGUCACCCCUCCCUGAACAUAACAAUUAUGGGUAUCACCUGGUUUUGGAAGGGUCUGGGGUCUCCAACAGAAGUUAAGCUAUAUGAGUUUUUUGGAGGCCACCAAAUGACAGCUCGAUAUGGAGCCGUGGUACCUCCAGAGAGUCUGGAGCGUGGGAAUGCCUCGCUGCUGCUGCCACGGGUCCAGCUGAGGGAAGCAGGAGAGUACCGAUGUGAGGUGGUGAUCACCCCUUACAAAGCAGUGGGACGAAUCAAGCUGGAGGUUGUGGCUUCCCCAGUGAGCAGCUUGUUUCCGGAGCAAGCCAUGGUGAAAGAAAACCAAAAAACACUUAUCUUGUGUAUGUCAAGUGGGUUUCACCUUAAGAACAUUACCAUAAGGUGGAGAAAACUAUCCCAGAAGGAUCCUCAGGAGGUUUCUGAGGGCAUCGUCACUAAUUACACCAUUGAGAAUGGUAUGCUUAAUGUCACUAGCUUCCUGAUGCUGAAGCCCUCUCUGGAAGACAGUAUGACCAUCUACCAGUGUAUGGUAUAUCACAAAUUCUUGCCUACCCCCCAGAAGCUCAAUUUCACCUUGACUGUGAUAGAAUCUGAGAAGACAGAUUUUAAUUUGAAAGGCAUUCCUCCCUACAUUGAAGCAAUAUCAGCUCUACUGAUUUUAUUCUUUAUUAUUAUUUUAUUAAUUAUUAUUUUUUUUAAAAAGGUGCUUCCGAUGUUAGUAAGAGAAGAAUACACCCAAGUGAGCCUGCCGGGGGCUGAGACACCGGGAGCAGAGCCUGCUGCGGGCUGCGCGACGCUGGAAGUCAGAGCUGGUUGCCAUAGCGGAGGCCAGUCUACAUCGGAUGGCGGCCGUGCAGCUGCCAGACAGGCACUAUCCCAAACAAACCCCUUAUCCUGCAUCUUGAAAGCUUCUUCUCAAAACACCCAAACUUCUACAGAAGAGAUCGAGGUGCUUUCAUUAUGAUGCAUUCGUGCCUUAUUCAGGUGGAGGAACCACCCGAAGAGCAUUGCAAGUUCUUACCCAGAAACAGCAGAAACCAGGUUUCUCAGCGAAUGCGUGAGAAACAGACAGUACUUUUCCUAGUGGCUUGAAUGGUUUGCUCUAGAGCAGACUGCUCCUGCCUCCUUCCUCGACAGCCUUCUGCCAAACAGCUCAUCCAAGAAAAAGAAAGCAACACCUUCCAAAGAAGACAUACAGAUGGCCAACAGUUACGUGAAAAGAUGCUCAA